Papilio polytes (common Mormon) is the source of this 2794-nucleotide messenger RNA. RefSeq names its product tether containing UBX domain for GLUT4. Gene Ontology annotation, molecular function: carbonyl reductase (NADPH) activity. The coding region runs from base 102 to 2465 and encodes 787 amino acids. The record is from RefSeq and is a predicted model, not a curated record. The transcript is spliced from 14 exons. NCBI's taxonomy places the organism in Eukaryota, Metazoa, Arthropoda, Insecta, Lepidoptera, Papilionidae.
UCAGUGUCAGCUUGUAAGUUGUAAAUGCCGGCGUUUUGAUUGAAUUUCCAAUUUGAAUAAAUAUUUCAUGAAUUUUGUUUAACACUAAGAAGAGCAUAAAAAUGUCUAGGGACUUGGUCGUACUUGCCCCCAAUGGACGAAGGGUCAAGGUCCACUGCACUGCCGACACCAGCAUUUUACAGGUUUUAGAAGAUGUUUGCGCCAAACAAGGAUUUCAACCCACUGAUUAUGAUCUGAAACAUCACAAAACAAUUCUUGACCUAACGACAACGAUAAGGUUUUGUAACUUACCGAAUAAAGCUACACUGGAACUGGUUGAGACUGAAAGAAAAAGAGUAGAAACUGAUGUCACAAUUGGGCUUAUGUUGGAUGAUGGAGAAAGAAAAAUGGGAGAUUUCUCACCAAGCACAACACUAUAUGAUAUGGUUUUCACACUUGCUCCUGAAAAAUUGGAGUCCUUAGAUCUUCCAUCAAUAUUAUACAUGAGACAAGAAGUGAUAGGUGUAGAUGCAUUGAAAGAGAAAACGAUACGACACUUAGGGCUUAUAACAGGAAGAGCAAUUUUGAGGUUGCUUAAUAAAACAGAAGCAACGCAAGCAAAUGUUUCAAGAGUUUAUCGACGGCCUCAAACUGAGGAGCCACAAAGAAACACAGCAUCAUCUGUUAAUAAGCAAGAACCACUUCAAAACAAAGAGUCAUCAUUUCCAGGACCUUCUGGGAUCCAGAAGAAAAAUAAAACAACUGCCUUUGAUCCUGUGCAAGCUAUAAAACAAGAACAACACAAAAAUGAAACCAUUUCAAAGGCACAAAAUGUUAGUGACAAUAUUGAAGAUGAAAUAAGUGAUCAAAAAAUGGAAGUAGAUACAGAAGAAAUAAACAUCCCGGCAACAUCUACAGCACAUAGUAAUAAGAAGGAAAUAGAAAGUCAGUUCUCACAAGAAAAUUUAGAGAGACGUUUAAAAAUAGAAGAAGAAGUUGUUUUUCUUGGUGCACAAAAAGCGAUAGCUUUCUUGCCACCAGAAGGCUUGGAGGAUGAGCUACAAGACUUGCCGGACGAUUUUUACGAUCUAACAAUAGAAGAAGUACGCAAGAUCUAUCACGACUUGCAACAGCAACGACAGCAACUUGAAAACAUGCCCUUGAUGACAUCCACGCAGAAAGGGGAGAUUGAAAGACAGUCAUCUGAACAAAGACAGAAUUCUUAUAAAAAUGCUGUAGUCCGCAUACAGUUUCCAGAUCAUAUGAUUUUACAAGGUAUAUUUGCACCAUCUGCAAAAAUAGAAGAUGUAAAGAAUUUUGUAAAGGAACAUUUACAUAAUCCAGAAAAGCCAUUUGUUAUAUUUACCACUCCUUUAAAAGAGCCCUUAGAUCCUUCUAUGACCUUACUUGAAUCUAAAUUCGUACCUUGUGUUCUAAUGCACUUUAAAUGGACUGAUGAAAACAGUGGAAGGCCUUACCUUAAGGAAGAUAUAUAUUUGAAAAAGACUUCUAGCGACGCUGCUAGUAUUUUGGCUUCAAAAUAUCGAGCACCUACCAGAAAAGUAAAAGACGAAACACCUAAUGAAUCCCGAAGAACGUCGGAUGCGCAAUCUUCUUCCAUGAAGAGCAAAGUUCCCAAAUGGUUUAAGAAAUUAAAUUACAAGGUUAUUACAAAAAUUAAUAAAAUGGCUUCAUUACAUCAAAACCUUGCAAGCGCAAAUUUUCAUUCAAGCAGAUUAAAAGGAAAAGUGGCUAUUGUUACGGCAUCUUCUGAAGGUAUUGGAUUUUCUAUCGCAAAACGGUUGGGAAAUGAAGGAGCUUCUGUUGUUAUAAGUAGCAGAAAGGCAGAAAAUGUAAAGAAAGCAACAGAGAGUUUAAGGAAUGAGGGUAUUAAUGUUGAAGGUAUUGUUUGCCAUGUCAGCAACGCAGAGCACAGGAAAUUGUUAUUUGAAACUGCGAAAUCUAAAUUUGGAGGUUUUGAUAUACUUGUCUCAAAUGCUGCAGUGAAUCCGUCUGUAUCACCUAUUUUAGAGACAGAAGAAGACAUAUGGGAUAAGAUAUUUGAUGUCAAUGUUAAAAGUGCUUGGCUGUUAGCUAAAGAAGCUUAUCCAGAAUUGAUAAAACAAGGUGGAGGAAAUAUUGUAUUUGUUGCAUCAAUUGCAGCAUAUCAACCAAUGGAACCUUUAGGUGCAUACAGUGUUAGCAAGACUACCCUGCUUGGAUUGACAAAAGCAAUUGCAACUGAAGUUGUGCAUGAUAACAUAAGAGUAAAUUGUGUGGCACCAGGAAUUGUUGCAACUAAAUUUGCUGCUGCAAUAACAACUUCUGAAGCAGGCAAAGACAAGUCUUUAUCAAUAGUGCCAAUGAAAAGAUUUGGAAAACCUGAUGAGAUAGCAAGUGCUGUAGCAUUUUUAGCGUCUGACGACGCCAGCUAUAUGACUGGGGAAACAUUGGUUGUGGCCGGCGGAGCUUAUGCACAUCUUUAAUUUAUCAUCAUCACCCUGAAGUUAUUUAAAAUACAUUUUUUUAUAUCUCCUAAAAAUAACAAAAACCUUGUUUAACUUUAUACACAAGAUUUUAUUCUGUUAUAUUAAGAUAAAUGCAUAAUGCUAUAUCAAAGUGAGGUGGUUGUUUUAGUGGUGUAUAGGUAGGGUACUAAUUAAGCAUAUGUAACAUGUUUUUUAUAUUGUAGUAUUAUAAUUGCCUAAAAAGGGGGUCCAAUUUUUGUAAGGAGAUGUUAUUCCUUCAAAGAAUCACUUGUUAAUUGACAUAUACAUUUAAAAAACAAAUACUAUAAAUAAAUGUACAAAACGCU